This is a messenger RNA of Pogoniulus pusillus (Red-fronted tinkerbird), 1519 nucleotides long. Its product is annotated as T-cell surface glycoprotein CD4-like. The coding region runs from base 1 to 1446 and encodes 481 amino acids. Gene Ontology annotation, molecular function: MHC class II protein binding; protein tyrosine kinase binding. NCBI's taxonomy places the organism in Eukaryota, Metazoa, Chordata, Aves, Piciformes, Lybiidae. Gene Ontology annotation, cellular component: membrane raft; external side of plasma membrane. The transcript has 9 exons. The record is from RefSeq and is a predicted model, not a curated record. Gene Ontology annotation, biological process: interleukin-15-mediated signaling pathway; positive regulation of ERK1 and ERK2 cascade; T cell activation.
AUGGAGCCAAGCCAUGCGGUGGUAAUCAUCCUGCCUGCCAUCCUCCUGGUUCUACAUCUGGGUCUGGUCCCCACUAAGGCUCAGCAGAAUGAACUACAGGUUGGAGUUGCAGGCCAAGAGGUGAUCCUGAACUGCAGGGGCAUUCCUUCUGACAGGAGUGUGACAUGGAAGUACUAUAACACUGUUGUAAGGGUGUUCACAACCUCUUCUUUGAAAGGCAGGGCCCCGAUGGCUGAUCGCUCCUCCAUUGACUCCCGGAGCAAGCACCUGAAGCUGAAGGACUUAAGGAUGUCUGAUGCUGGCAUCUACACCUGUGUAUAUGACUCUCACAGAGUCACCAUCUCACUGCAUGUCUUUAACUUGAUAAUCCCUUUUGAUGGGCACUUUCUGCCAAAUGAAGUCCCUGAGCUGACUUUAACGCAGAGCUCAGCCCACCCUCUGCCUGACCUCACCAUCGAGUUGUUUGACAGUAACAAUAACACAGUCAGACCACAACUCUUGCCAAACAGCACCCCUCAAAAGUACACUCUGAAGUUAAAGCGACUGGAGGCUACAGACAGCGGCACCUGGAUGUGUCACAUCCAUUCAGACUCCCCAGCCGUCAAUCACAACAUCUUCUUUGAUGUCAAGGUAUUAGGUUUCCAGAAUGCAGAGUUGGAACGAAAGUAUGCAGCUGUUGGUAGCACAGCCACCAUGUCGUGGCACCUGAAUUUCCUUAAGAUAAAGUGGAACAAAGGCUUCACAGGACAGUUGAACUGGGCACAACAUGCAAGUGCAACUGCUCAUAAGCUACUCGAUUUCAACGUCACAGCACAAGGACUGCAGCAUGAGACAAAAAAAAGCAGCAGCUUUCAGCUGGAGAUCCCUGAAAGCAAACCUAAAAGUACUGUAAAGGUGAAACUCCCCAAAGUCCACUUUAACCACUCUGGGCAGUACCUGUGCCAGCUGAUGUACAAGGGAAAACACACAGAGAGCAAGAUAGAGCUGGUGGUGAUGAAAGUCUCUGCUAGCCCUGUCGGGCCACUCGUCAGAGGGACCAAGACGACCCUGACCUGCCUGGUCUCCAGUCUUCUGCCAGCCAACGCCCACCUGCGCUGGGAACGGGCCAACGGCACUCAGAGGGACACCAAGCAGUCAAAGCAGAACGAAGCAAGGGUGGAGGUGAACGUCAGUGCUGCAGGGCUCUGGAACUGUCACCUCAUAGAAGACAACUACAGCAAGAUCAGCCUUAAUUACACCGUGGAGGAAGCUCCUGCUUGGACCAGAUAUGUGGUGAUUGGAGCAAGUGUUGGAGGCAGUGUUUUGAUGCUUGGCCUUGCAUGCCUGUGCAUCAUCAGUGGUGUAAGAUGGCAGCAGAGAAGGCAACGGGCAAGGAGGAUGGCACUAGCAAGGCAAUACUUGCUGGAAAACAAGACAUGCCAGUGUCACCACCAGCUGAAGAAAUAGUAUUGCAGCCCUGGACUCAGAAGGGCUGAUGGAGCCUCUGCCGUACCUGAGCACCUGCCAGUCCACAGUGCUC